Gasterosteus aculeatus aculeatus (three-spined stickleback) is the source of this 3632-nucleotide messenger RNA. It is a transcript of the gene ubtd1b, whose product is annotated as ubiquitin domain containing 1b. The record is from RefSeq and is a predicted model, not a curated record. NCBI's taxonomy places the organism in Eukaryota, Metazoa, Chordata, Actinopteri, Perciformes, Gasterosteidae. Gene Ontology annotation, molecular function: protein binding.
AAAGUUAAACUGCGCGAGCUCCGGUUCCACCGCUAGUCCAGGGAAGACGGCACCAACGUCUGGGGGGGGGAUUUAAGUGGGACAAUAAACUGGAAAUAGUCGCCAAGAAUAGGAACGGUACGCGGGAUGUCUGCGUGAGACCGCCGCCGUCCACUGGAUAUUGGAAGGAAACCCAGCGUGCAAAUGGGUCCCGAGCUGGCGGACGUUGGCGUUUGCUGGUGUCCCGGGAGCUAGCCGGUUGGCCCUGUUAGCUUUUAGCGACGAAGGUGCGCGUUGUUUGCAAUGCUCGGCUACACGGCGCACGACUAGCCCGACUUCACAGGCUCGCAGCAUUUGACCUCCGACCCGGACCCGGUUCAUCGUCUUCUGCCGAGAUGGGCCCCCUUGUUCAGCUAGUGUGACGCGGGGAAACCAUCUGAACCAUGGGAGGAUGCGUGGGGAGAUACUGGGAAGGCUGGGAGGACUCACAGAGCCGAGGCUCGUCCAGGAACGGCGGACGAGGAGCGCGCAAUGAGCCCCUGAAGAAAGAGCGUCCCAAGUGGAAGAGCGACUAUCCGAUGACCGAGGGCCAGCUGCGGAGCAAGCGCGACGAGUUCUGGGACACGGCGCCGGCCUUCGAGGGGCGCAAGGAGAUCUGGGACGCCCUGAAAGCGGCGGCCGUGGCCCUGGAGGGCAGCGACCACGACCUGGCGCAGGCCAUCGUUGACGGGGCCAACAUCACGCUGCCACACGGAAAUCUGGCCGAGUGCUACGACGAACUGGGGACCCGCUACCAGCUGCCCGUCUACUGCUUGGCUCCACCCAUCAACCUCAUCUCAGAGCGCUGCGACGACGACCCCAGCGAUAGCGCCGAACCUCCCGUGGCCCCCAAAAAGGAAUUCCAGCUCAAAGUCCGCCUGUCCACGGGCACCGACCUGCGCCUCAGCGCCAGCAUGGCCGACACCAUCGGCCUGCUGAAGAAGCAGCUGCAGGCCCAGGAGGACAUUGACACCAGCCACCAGCGCUGGUUCUUCUCUGGGAAGCUGCUGCCGGACAAGACGCGGCUGCAGGACACUAAGAUCCAGAAGGACUUUGUCAUCCAGGUGAUAGUUAACCCGCAGGCCCUCCAAGGCCCCAAGACACCUCCCUCCCCCACCACCACCACCACCACAGAGGUCGGCGCCGCCAACCCCAGCCCCACCUCCACCUCCUCCCCUGAGUCUGAAUGACCGAGGACACCGGAGAGACGGAGGGGUGGAGCGCAGGGUGUCGUCCUGCUGCUUUUUGGGUUGUCUUUUGGGGGGAAUCCAAAGUGAAUCCAGUCAGUAACUCGAGAUCCUUGAAUUCCUUGAAUUAAAAGCAGAACUUCUUGUCAUGCAGCCGACUUACUGCACGUCACACGACUCCCCCCACCCCCCCCCUCCCUGAUCUCCCUUUAUUUUUAAUCUGCACCAAUGCUAACUAAGUGCCAAUGGAAGCGAUGGGAAGGAGGUUCUCCUCCACAGAAACACGAAGGCAGAUCGUGACAUCUUUUUCUUUUAUCAAGGACACAAUGUAAACAGCUUUUUUGCACAUUUAAAGAUUAUUCCUAUACUUUUGUGGUAGUUUACGUGCCUUCUACAUGACAGAGAGGGUUAUUGUCCGGCUAGUUUUACCACUAGUCUGAGCCUUCUGUAUUUUUUUAGAUUGAGAAACUCUUUAACCCGCUGCCUUUUAGAAAAAAAAGUAUGAUUAAGACUAAACAUCUGGCGGGUGUGUGUGUGUGCGCGUGCGUGUGUGUGUUUGGCGAUCGGGACGUAGCUUCCCGAGAGCUCCGGUCCCCUGCUCACGGCUUUGCAGUCAAUCAUAUCAUUUUGUAAAAGGAAAGUGGAAUUCCCAUGUAAAAAAAUCUACCGUCUUAAAGGCCGCAUUGUUGUGACCACUUACUGUCCACUGGCGCAGGCGACUGGAGCAAUGUUUUAUCCACAAAACAUUAACUUUUAGUGUUUUUAAUCAAUCUCCUCCGGUGAGUUCUUUGGGAAGGGAAGUGGCCCGUUGCCGGAUAAAAGGAACGUGACAUUAGAGAUGGCAGCUCAGCCGUCCGACCACAGGGGGCGCCAGAGGGAACUCGCGCACAAUGGCCUUGAAUUUCGGCUGGCUGCUUGUAGCUCCCAUCAGGCCCGGCGGUGUAUGUUGUAAAGCGUCGUAGCUUCUUUCCCGCCGUUGCUCAGAUUGCAAAGCAGAUAAAUAUUUGGUCUCUGGUUGCUCGUCUGAUCUCGACUCCCAUAACGGAAUGUGAUCUGCCCGGAUGCAAAGGUCCGCUUCCGGGAGCUUUGGUACCUGGAAUUUUGGUGCCUCGUUGUGUUGUGUCUUUUGAUGUGCAUUUUUAAAACUACAAAAUGAUUUGCAAACUUUCGUUUUUCUUUGUCCUUUGAAUUUUAUAUGGAUCAUUUUGUGAACCUUUCUUUAGUUUACCUUUUAAAAAAAAAAAAAAAAAUCACUUUUCUUUUUCUUUUGCACAGCUUUAAGUCACUAACUAGAACUUUCACUGAAGGGAAAUGGACCACACGUCUUCUGUCCCAGAGAGACCUGCUCAAGCCCACUCUGCUUCUCCGGUAGGACUUCCAGGUCAUAUUGGUGUCAGAUUCGGGGACCGUCCCAGAAUAGAAAAGAGAUUCAGGCCAUUGAAGGGUGAGAAUCUCCAUGCGCAUCGCUACGAUUCACCGCUCUUCUCACACAGCAGGUGAAACGACGCCAUCAGAGUAAAUCCCAGCAGCUCUGUGAAUGAAAAUCAGAAUUCAGCUUCGCUUUACAUUUCAGCCUUGGAGCUGAUCACAAUCACCCUCUUACUGUUUAAGCAUCAUAAGCAAACUUGAAUCAGUGUUUCUCUCUGUAUGUGCAAUACUAUAGACGUCGACCUUACACCCCCUUUUGUUCUGUUCUGCUGACAGAUUUCAUAAAGCACGUGUGGAAAAGCGCGCUAUAAUCUUAUGUCGGGUAAUCGGGUGUCUGCUGUUUUUCUUUUAAUUGUUCACAUUUUUGUCACGUUUGAAAUGUAUUCCAAGCUGCUGUCUUCAGAUCUCUUUUGUGGAUAAACGCUUUCAGUUAAAGGAUCACCAACACAUUUUGGUAAAGACUAGAAGGGAAACUUGUUCUUUCACGAGAAGUUUAGCACCACAUUUAGAGGAGACAUUGAUGCGUAGUUCUGCCCUGUGUAUAUAUACACACACACACACACACACACAGUCUUUGUGUUCUCGGGGAGCGACGCAAACCAUCCUGCACUCAUUACAAUGUACGCGCAUUCCUACUCGCACAUGUAAGACGUGAUUUGUUUUGGAAGCUGGUUAUAAAAGCCAUAACGCGUCAGGAAUAUUUAUUUUCUAUUUUCACGACAACCAAUAGUGCUUCAUAUGCAGAUUCUCUACUUUCAGAACUCUUAUUCCCUGAAGGUAUUGCAGUUAAACAAAGCUUUUCCACGAGAAUACCCAUCGAGCCGUCGCUGAUGAGCUGUUACGGAAGUCAAAAUGUGCUUCUCAGGCGACAGUGUAUUUAAUCGUGAGAUGGACAUUUCUUGGUGAUUUAUGGACACCGGCAGUUUAUUAUGCAGAUUUUUGUCUUCAAUAAUGUUUUUAAACAGUUGAAUUAAAAAAACAAAAUUUAAAAGUGAAAAA